Messenger RNA from Pundamilia nyererei, 2921 nucleotides. RefSeq names its product talin-2-like. The transcript has 8 exons. The record is from RefSeq and is a predicted model, not a curated record. Gene Ontology annotation, molecular function: integrin binding; actin binding. Gene Ontology annotation, cellular component: focal adhesion; cytoplasm; plasma membrane. Lineage: Eukaryota; Metazoa; Chordata; Actinopteri; Cichliformes; Cichlidae. Gene Ontology annotation, biological process: actin cytoskeleton organization; cell-cell adhesion. The coding region runs from base 1 to 870 and encodes 289 amino acids.
AUGGAAUUAGAUUUCAGCGUACUGCCUGAGACACAGCGGGGCUAUCCACUUCACCUCUCUAAUGUCCCAUGUGUUCUCUCCCUCUCUCCUCCCUGCUCUUUCCUUGCUGCCUCAGACGGAGGAUCAGAGUGCGUGGACCCCGAGGACCCCACUGUCAUCGCUGAGACUGAGCUGCUCGGAGCAGCAGCAUCCAUUGAAGCUGCAGCCAAGAAACUAGAGCAGCUGAAACCCAGGGCCAAGCCCAAGGCAGAUGAGACGCUGGAUUUUGAGGAGCAGAUCUUAGAAGCAGCAAAGUCCAUUGCUGCAGCAACUAGCGCUCUUGUUAAAUCUGCAUCUGCAGCUCAGAGAGAACUGGUGGCACAGGGCAAGGUGGGAUCCAAUCAAGCCAAUGCAGUCGACGAUGGCCAGUGGUCACAGGGUCUCAUAUCAGCUGCACGUAUGGUAGCAGCAGCCACCAGUAAUCUGUGUGAGGCAGCUAAUGCUUCAGUGCAGGGCCACGCCAGUGAGGAGAAGCUCAUCUCUUCAGCCAAGCAGGUUGCAGCCUCGACAGCUCAGCUGCUGGUGGCCUGCAAGGUGAAGGCAGACCAGGAUUCAGAAGCCAUGAGGAGACUACAGGUGGCUGGUAAUGCUGUGAAGCGAGCAUCGGACAAUCUAGUCAAGGCGGCUCAGAAAGCAGCAUUUGACAAGACUGAGGAUGACAGCGUUGUGGUGAAGACCAAGUUUGUUGGAGGCAUAGCUCAGAUCAUUGCGGCUCAGGAGGAGAUGCUGAGGAAGGAGCGAGAGCUGGAGGAAGCUCGGAAGAAGCUGGCUCAGAUCAGACAGCAGCAGUACAAGUUCCUGCCCAGCGAACUGAGGGAGGACGAAGGCUGACGGACGCAGCGGAUGGGGACGUGCGCUGCGCUGACGAGACCUUCUUGUCACGGGGAGGUGCCAGUCAAGUAUUGGCUAUUUCAACUCUCAUAAAAGCAAGGACAAUAUAGCACUUGAAGCAGGCCUGUUUGGUGAUAAAACAAGUGCCUGUGCUCGGUGUAUUUCUGUGUGUAUGUGGCUGUGUGUGUGCGUGUAUGUAUUUGUCAGUGAAUGGCAUUGACAUUCAGACUUUAAUAUGAAGAAAGCUGUUUCCUAUAAGCAAGUUGAGAAAGUUUAAGUCGUACGAUAAACGUGUCAUUAAUUUGUGGGUGUUACUGCAUCAUGAGCAUUACUGACUGUUACAAUCAUGAAUCAAAGAAAUCUCGUAUAAUCACUGAAUGUUCUCAAAAGUGUUUGAGGUUUAAAACAAAUAGAAAGGAACUGGUGAUAUCGAUGUAACCGGCAAAUUCAAUCUAAGGGUCCACAGUUUGUAUUCCAGGUAUACAAAGUAUUAAUAGAAAGGCAGGAAGAUUUCUCACGUCUCAUUUCACCACUGGCUUGCAUGCACCAUAAUGUCUAAACAUAUCAGCGAAGCUACUAACCAAUAGAGUAGUAUAGAGUAAAAGACACUUGUAUUUUACUAAAAAAAAAAAUGUGAACACGUGGUUUGCUGUUAAACUAGCAAAUCUUGAAAAGAGAAAAAUCAAUGAUUAUGAUUAAACUAUGUUGUUCUGCUUGAUGCCAAACGAUGAGAGUCUCUAAAUGAUAAUAUAACAUGACCACUGGCCAUCACUAGCUAUAAAGAUGUUUAUUCUUGACCACUUUCUUAUAUAGGUAUAAUCUGUGGUAUUCAGAGUAUCUGGAUGAUAUGUGACCAAAUAUGUCUUGCUGCUUGUACAUUAUGUCAUUUGAUGUAACCCAUCCCCCCCCCCCGCUCACAGUUCUUCCCACACACGCUUGUGUAAGGAAUACUUGUUUACAUUUUUUGUCAUGUUUGUUCUCGCUCGUCUUUGUGUUUUUAAUUCCUUCUCCAUUUACACUGGCCAGAUUCUCUUUGGGUGUCGCCAGUGCUUUUAUUCUGCAUACACGCAGUCACUGCCCCGUCCUGCUAAAGUCAUUUCACUUCAGAUGGUCUGUCUAUAGCAAUACUUUACACUGAAUAUUUGAGAAAGAUAAUACGAGUCUGCGCUGUUAUUGUUUGGAAGAGUGUGCAAUCAUAUUGAACUCUAGGCUCUUGAAUGAAAUGAGCACACACUGUGCUAUAAAGUGGCUCAUAACUUUAUGCACUGAAUUUAAAGCUCCCAUUAUAUUGAAUGGAGGACAUUUGCUUAACAAACUAGAAGGAAAUGGCAUCACACUCUGAGAAAACUGAUUUUCUUUUCCUUUAUUAAUAUAUAAUGUAUUUCAAAUUUUCAGCAUUCAGCUCCACCAUCUGUCCGCGUCAGUGUCUGGUCUGCAUUUUUAUUUUUUAUUUUUUGUACUAGUGCCUUACUUGAGUCUGCCCUACGAGCAGCUGAAAACCAGGCUGGGUGGGAGCCUGAGCCUUGUCCUCUCUGGAUCAAAGCAUUAUGCCAGUCUAUUCCCUAUUGGGGUCUUAAUUUAAAAAAAAAAAAAAGCCCUUUGCCAUACAGUACAAUGCCUUGGCUGGUGGCCUACCUGCUGACAGUGUUCUAAUGCUGAUAUAAAAGGGCAUCUGUGGAUACAUUAGGAUUUAAAGACUAACGCUAGACUGCAUUCAAUGAGCAUGUGGCAAUUUGUGUAUGAAGUUGAGAAAUUGUUUAAAUUCAUUAUGCCAAGUCCCUCUUAAAUGUUUCAUUGUCUAACCACUAUAAGAAUUAAGUUUCUAUCAGUAAAUGUAAGAAUUACCCUGAAAUAUAUUGUCUGACCGAUUUGUCAAAGUAUUAAUGGAAAAUAGAAAAAGUUAUUAGCUCUGUUUAUGAAUACGUGUUGUGCUUUCUUUAACAGAAUCUGUUUGUUUUCUGAUUUGAUGCUGUAUGUAUGAUAUUUAUCUGGUCACAAAAGUAUUUUUUGUAUUCACCACAAAUAAAGCUUUCAGACAACCGGUAACAUUA